AUGAUGGAAAGGAUACGAGAAACUGGUCGACGACUACAUCGAGUUUAUCGAGAAACUAUAGAAUGGCGGAAUCCACUUACAGGCCUCUAUCUGAUGGCUGUGAACUCAGCUUUCUGGAUCGGGGUGAUAUAUUGUGAUCCGAAAAUCCAAGAAGCACUGUUGGCAACCGCUUCAGCUGGAGUAUUUGCCUGGGACAUUUUAUUAUCUUCUUCAAAUAAUUAUUCAAUCUUCACACACAUUCUAAUGUGGCCUUUUCAGUCAAUAUUCCGGACUUUGAGUGUUGGUGGUUCAUUCUACAGUAUACAUCUACUCCGAGCUGAAGAAGUUAGGUUGGCAUGCUAUUCUGCAUAUGCAACAUUGGCUUGUCUCCUCAUAAAUCCUGUUUGGGAGCAUAACGAAGUGAAUGCAAAAAUAGCAUCAUCAGCGCAGAGAACAGCUAGUUGGUUUGGAAACUGGAUACAGUAUCUCAUCAUCACUCCAAUUGUGACAAUCUAUGAGUACACUAAAUACAUUGUUCUCUUCCGAUGGGUUCCACCACUGAUAGCAUAUGUGAAGCAUUUUAUCUUCAACUUCCGUGAGGCUUGUAGAGAACUUGUCUCUGGAAUCAAAAAUUGGAUAAACGUAGCAAUCAUAGAAAGAACGAAACGAAUUGCUGAACGUUUUCGUAGAUUUUUACGGUAUUGGUUCUGUGCAGAAUGGUGGCCCUCUUUAAAAGAAUGGCUGAAAGUGAAUGUCGGUGUUCCUCUUCGUUACUUGUUUGAUCAAUUGUGCUUCGUGUUCGUGUACAUUUUCUGUGCUCACUGGUUUCCACCACUUUGGAGAUUUAUCAUCAAACAACUCAAAGUUCUCGGCGCAUUGGCAUAUAAGCACGUUUGGAUUCCUGCGAAAGGAUUUCUUCUUUGUCAAUUCGAACGGUUGCGCUGUUGGCUGCGAGACACUCUUCAUAGAAUAGCAAUUUUCGUCAGAGAUUCUUUCCUUUGGCCAAUUUGUUGUCUCAUGGUAGAAAUCGGAAAGCAGUUUUCAAUUUUUAUUUACCAUUUGCUUCUUGAGCCGGUUGUGAACUAUCUCUACGGUAGAUACAAAAUCAUUGAGACAAGUGCACUCAUUUAUAUUCUUGGACCUGUCUGUGAAACUGUCAUUGACCACAUUCCAGAGAAAAAUCCAUUCUGUGAAGAGAGUGAUGUCGAAUUCGACGGUUUCCUACCUGAAGUGAAUGACGAGACCGACUUGGAUGAAAACCAAGUUGACGAUGAUGAAGAAAUUCAAUCACGAUUGUCUUCUUCGCCCAUUCCUGAAGAAGAAUUUGAAUUCGAGCGAGGUCUUCAGUUUUCCGCAGUAAAUGGCUCUGAAUCAAGUGAUGAAGAGUUUGAUCUGGAUGCACCAAAGAAAACUGUUCGACGGAGACGUCGAGAACCAAAGAAAUCUGAAUUGACAGCAGAUGAUGACUACGAGUUACUAGAGUAA
This is a messenger RNA of Caenorhabditis remanei, 1464 nucleotides long. RefSeq lists its product as uncharacterized. The record is from RefSeq and is a predicted model, not a curated record. Bases 1 to 1464 code for a protein of 487 amino acids. NCBI's taxonomy places the organism in Eukaryota, Metazoa, Nematoda, Chromadorea, Rhabditida, Rhabditidae. The transcript has 13 exons.